Penaeus vannamei (Pacific white shrimp) is the source of this 1117-nucleotide messenger RNA. Its product is annotated as rac GTPase-activating protein 1. Gene Ontology annotation, molecular function: GTPase activator activity. Gene Ontology annotation, biological process: mitotic spindle midzone assembly; Rho protein signal transduction; mitotic cytokinesis. NCBI's taxonomy places the organism in Eukaryota, Metazoa, Arthropoda, Malacostraca, Decapoda, Penaeidae. The record is from RefSeq and is a predicted model, not a curated record. Gene Ontology annotation, cellular component: midbody; spindle midzone; cleavage furrow.
CAAAAACUUAUAAGAUCUGGUAGUUUAUUGAGACUAUUUGAAUGGUAUAUCCAAUGUUCUUUUGAAACUAGAACUUUUAUUUUUUCUAUAUCGUAUAGAACGUUGAGGAGUUUAUUGUGUGUGCGGGAAUCAUCCAGGAGUUUGAAAAGUGAUCUACGAGUUUGAAAGCUGUGAUGACUUUUCUUCGUUUCUCUAGCGAACCGAGAGCUGGUUUAAUUCAGAGUAGUUCAGGACCAGGAUGGAGUCCCUUUCAGCACAGUUUGAUGACCUGAUGCGCCAGAUGCAGGUUCUGGCAGAUCCAGCUGAGUACAAAUUCCUCGAAUUUUUAGACCAUGAAGAGAAAAAUCGAGUUCAGCUUAGAGAACUUGAAGCAGAAGUGAGCCGUCUUAAUGAGCAAGCAACAAGAUACCAAAAGGAAAUUAAGAGCCUGGAGAUGAAAUUAAAAAAUGCAAAGCACAUGCUUGAUGUGGAAAAGGCUAAAAGGAUUACAACAGAAAAAGAGAAAAAUGAUUUGGCAGGGCAGAUUGGUUUGGUCAUGGAGUUGUUGGGAAGAGGUCAGGUCAAUGAGACAAGGGAAAGGCUGCAACAGUUGCAACACUCCUUUACCUUUACUGGAACAGCAACAAAUCAACGGCGAAGUAUGAGAGACUUGUCACCAGGACCUCUUUCUACUAUUACAGAAGAUAAUGAUACAAUGGGUUCCAUCCUUAGUGUAUCAGACAUUGAUAUUACUGAGGAUGAUUUAGAAGAAACACGUCUGAGAUCAGGACGAUCAUUCAAACGCAGAUCCUCACCAGAACGCCAGGAUUCUUCUAAGGGAAAGAGGCGCUCAGGCAGGAGAAGUGAGGAGAUCCAGAGCCAUGAGGUGAAGACUCAAGUUACAUAUUAUACUCAAGGUGAUGAGAUUAAGAAAAUCCAUACAGAAAUGAAAGUCAAGCCAUCAGCACCUCCACUUUCCACAGGAAGUUGUGAAGGCAAUUUCAUUGGGCAUCAUACAUCACUAGGGAAAGCUAACUCAGAGAAGGUCAAGACAGUGAGGUUUUUAUGAUGACAGUCAGGAGGAGGAAUGAGUUGGGCUAGUGAAGAGGGGAACCUACAGAGAAGUACAAUGCAGUAU